Messenger RNA from Myotis brandtii (Brandt's bat), 1452 nucleotides. RefSeq names its product interferon regulatory factor 2 binding protein 1 (gene IRF2BP1). The record is from RefSeq and is a predicted model, not a curated record. Gene Ontology annotation, biological process: regulation of transcription by RNA polymerase II. The annotation marks the transcript as partial. NCBI's taxonomy places the organism in Eukaryota, Metazoa, Chordata, Mammalia, Chiroptera, Vespertilionidae. Gene Ontology annotation, cellular component: nucleus. The transcript has 2 exons. Gene Ontology annotation, molecular function: transcription corepressor activity.
CUGACGCUGGCACCCGGCUUGAGCGCCGCCCGCCCGAUCUUCGGCUCCGAUUUCGAGAAGGAGAAGCAGCAGAGGAAUGCGGACUGUCUGGCCGAACUGAAUGAGGCCAUGCGGGGCCGGGCAGAGGAGUGGCACGGGCGCCCGAAAGCGGUGCGGGAGCAGCUGCUGGCGCUGUCCGCCUGUGCCCCCUUCAACGUCCGCUUCAAGAAGGAUCACGGGCUGGUGGGGCGGGUGUUCGCCUUCGAUGCCGCCGCCCGCCCGCCCGGCUACGAGUUUGAGCUGAAGCUCUUCACCGAAUACCCCUGUGGUUCCGGCAACGUGUACGCGGGAGUCCUGGCCGUGGCUCGCCAGAUGUUUCAUGAUGCGCUGCGGGAGCCGGGCAAGGCGCUGGCCUCCUCGGGCUUCAAGUACCUCGAAUACGAACGCCGGCACGGCUCGGGGGAGUGGCGCCAGCUCGGAGAGCUGAUGACCACAGAGGAGCAGCAGCAGCAGCAGCAGCGACACUGGGUAGCCCCGGGUGGUCCAUUCUCUGCCGAGACCCCGGGGAUGCCCUCGCCCAUCGCUGCCCUGAAGAACGUGGCUGAAGCUCUGGGCCACUCCCCCAAGGACCCCAGUGGGGGUGGGGGCCCUGGGCGUGCAGGGGGUGCCAGCCCAGCGGCCUCCUCCACAGCCCAGCCGGUAGCCCAGCAUCGCCUAGUGGCCCGAAAUGGUGAUGCCGAAGUCAGCCCGACCGCCGGGGCAGAGGCUGUUAGCGGGGGUGGUAGCGGCACUGGGGCGACCCCUGGAGCCCCCCUGUGCUGUACCCUCUGCCGGGAGCGGCUGGAAGACACCCACUUCGUCCAGUGCCCCUCAGUGCCCGGACACAAGUUCUGCUUUCCCUGCUCCAGAGAGUUCAUCAAGGCGCAGGGCCCUGCCGGUGAGGUGUACUGCCCCAGCGGAGACAAGUGCCCGCUGGUGGGCUCCUCUGUCCCCUGGGCCUUCAUGCAGGGCGAGAUCGCCACCAUCCUCGCUGGAGACAUCAAGGUUAAGAAAGAACGGGACCCCUAGGCCACCACUGCCACCAGUCUACUGCCCCGUCCCCUUGCCGCCCACCGCUGCUGCGGAUAAAUUAUUCCCUCCCUCCCCCAGCCCAGUGCCACCCCCACUGUGUAUAUACUCCCUUCCUCGUCCCAGAGGGGUCCCUGGGGUAGACGCAUUGAGGGUGGGGGGAGAAAGCUCGUGGCUUCUGUCUGAGGGGGGUGUUUGGGGUCCCUUGGCCCCUCCGAUUUCCCUCUCCCCUCCUUGGCUUAGCUUUGCUGCUGCUCGUAGUUGGGGAAGAGGUGGCCCCCUCCUCCUCCUUGAGAAGGGCCUCCUGGAAAUGUCGCUCUUUAUAAAUGAAGCAAAAGCAUUUUAUUGCUCCCCUCUCCUGCCCCCUUUCCUCCUUCAAUAAACCGAAAAAUGGGUUUUUUCCUU